Messenger RNA from Cetraspora pellucida, 567 nucleotides. Lineage: Eukaryota; Fungi; Glomeromycota; Glomeromycetes; Diversisporales; Gigasporaceae. The record is from the annotation of a GenBank genome assembly.
AUGUUGAAAGAUUUGACAAAGCUGUUCUUUCAUAGAAAAAACAAAAAUAAUAUCGAUGGGUUCCUUUUUGAUUAUGAGAGGUUCGCAAAAUCAAAAGGUUGGGAUGAGAAAACACAAUGUGGAAUGAUUGUCUUGCACAUGCUAGAGGAAACCAAACCAUGGGUACGAAAAUUGAUAAAAACUAAGACACAAUGGUCAGAUUUGAUGAAUGCUAUAGUGAAAAUAAUAAAUGCUGAGAAUGAUGAUAGAAUAAAGAUUAAUCAAUUAAGAAAUAUCAGACAAGGGGAAAGAGAAACAGCAAGGAGAUAUGCAAGUAGAUUUGAAGCCUAUGCUGAUGUAAUAAAAAACAAGAUAAGGAGCCAUAAACAAUGUAAUUGGUUCUUAGAUGGCUUAUGUAAAUCAUAUCGAUCUAGAGUGGAAUGUUUUUGUCUGUCCAAUUAUAUAAAAAUGAAGAAAUAUGUGCUUCAGAUCGAAACCUUUCAAAAGGACAGAGAGCAUCAUGAUAAAAGGAGUUCAUUAUUGGUUAAAGAGAAAUCUAUUGCACUUAAGGCUUUAACAAUAAACUGA